AUGAAUAUCAAUUUUAAUGAUGGUGUCCAUGAUGAUGAUGAUGACCCUCAUGAUGGUGAUGACCAUGGUGAUGAUGAUGCCCGUGAUGGUGAUCAUGGUGAUGAUCAUGAUGAUGUCCAUGGUGAUGAUGGUGUCCAUGAUGGUGAUGAUGCCCAUGGUGGUCCUCAUGAUGAUGUACUGCUUUAUUUUAAUGAUGAUGGCCAUGAUGGUGAUGAUGACCCUCAUGAUGGUGAUGUCCGUGGUGGUGAUGAUGCCCGUGAUGGUGAUCAUGGUGAUGAUCAUGAUGAUGUCCAUGGUGAUGAUGGUGUCCAUGAUGGUGAUCAUGCCCAUGAUGGUGCCCAUGAUGAUGGUGAGGCUUCGCUCAAUUUUAAUGAUGGUGUCCGUGAUGAUGAUGAUGGCCCUCAUGAUGGUGAUGACCAUGGUGGUGAUGAUGCCCGUGAUGGUGAUCAUGGUGAUGAUCAUGAUGAUGUCCAUGGUGAUGAUGGUGUCCAUGAUGAUGAUGAUGCCCAUGGUGGUCCUCAUGAUGAUGGUGAGGUUUCGGUUCUGGAUUGCACAUUGCAUCAGAUAUGA
Messenger RNA from Parasteatoda tepidariorum (common house spider), 570 nucleotides. Lineage: Eukaryota; Metazoa; Arthropoda; Arachnida; Araneae; Theridiidae. The record is from RefSeq and is a predicted model, not a curated record.